Molecule: messenger RNA, 1809 nt
Organism: Saccostrea cuccullata (small rock oyster)
Lineage: Eukaryota; Metazoa; Mollusca; Bivalvia; Ostreida; Ostreidae
Exons: 10
Coding region: 37-1791 (584 amino acids)
Source: RefSeq, a predicted model, not a curated record
AUAUAAGGUGCGUAGAGCGGCACGAAUAUCUCAGAAAUGUUUAUUGUGAUAGCAUGCCUUUGUCUUACACUCAUUCACAAUAUAUCCGGUUUGAUUCCCCCGGCUGCUCUGUUUGUGGGGAUGGGAUACAAUUUUCUGAAAGGAAAUCCAGAUGGUGAUAGCCAUAUUAACGCAGGAAAAGAUCCGGGGCUCUUGAUGACGCGUCAGAUUCUGAAGUUAGACCCGCCUGAUUCUCCCCGCGAACUCUCCUACCAUGAGUAUCCACUGUGUUUUCCCACACACUAUAAAGAGGUGUUUUACAGCACCAAGUCCUACCAAACUAGACUCCUGCAUGAUCUUAUAGAUAUCGGAAAUACUACAAGAAAUAUCACCAACCAUGCAUUCUCUUUAAGCGAAGGCUUUCGAACAAUCACUUCGGAUACUCAACAGGAGAGUUAUUUCUAUAUUGAUGAAGUCAGACUCUGUAACAAAGGUAGAUCCAGGUUCAUGUCCAGCUUAGCACACAGCCGUAGGUUCGACAUCGGAGACGAGUUUGCAGCAACUGUUUGUUCACUUCCCAGAACUUAUGACCAACAGACCUACAUGAACUUCCUGGAGGAUUGGGGAACACAUGUUGUCAUGGAAGUGGAGAUUGGUUGGGAGAACAGAACAAGAAAGAGGAUAGCAGUAAAAGACAUCAUAGAGUCUCUAAUUAAAACUAACCCAGACUUACUGGUACCGACAGGUUCUUCAAGAAAACACACGUCUUCAACCUCCUUGUCAAAAACAUUCCUUGAUAAUUCAACCUCCCUUGAUUCAUUUGCCUCCAAGAUGAUCACCAUUUCGUCUAUGUCAAAGGGCAGUGAGCAAGUCAGCGAACCAAUCAAAUACAAGGUUAUAAGCAUAGACAAACUGUUGGAUAUAGAUUAUUGGCAGUUACCAAAGGAUAUAGUACAUAAACAACUUUGUACAUCGGGUUUCGACAGUUUCCUACCUGUGAAACAACGAAAUAUUCAGAAAGCUCUAAGUCUGUAUGCAGAAUUUCUUAAUGCACCGUCUGCAAAAGAUUCUAGUCCGGAAUAUCUGGUUUCCUGGCCAUCUCCACCAUUUGCACUUCCGGAACCUGUAAAUGGCUGUCCUAAAGAUAAUGGUCCAUGGAGAGUUGGAAAUCUCACCCACCAACUUUCGACUCGCAUCGAUUUAUUUCCAAACAAUACCUUUCAUUAUCAGUAUGAACUUCAUUUGAAAGGACAACAUAAUGCAACAUUCCUCAAUAUGUUGUACUGCGGCCUAAAUUCCUCCAGCGACUCCUCCAAUCCGUGGCCACAGGGUUCUUACUGCAUCGCUCAAGUCUCAAACAAUUGUCCACCAGGAUUUUAUAGCGGAACCAUUACUUAUAGUCUGUAUCCCAGAGAACAGUACCUGUCUACUAUCUACGACCAGUCACUGAAGUUUUCAGGAAAUAUACCGAAACUGGAAGCAACAGCGGGACAGUUCUAUAAAAUGUAUUACUGUUGCAGAAAUGACGGAAAUGUUGACCAGCCAAUAAUUCUACCUCAUCAAGAACCAUUCUACCUUUAUCCUGAGCACAGGACAAAGAAAUGCCAAAAAGUGCUGGGCAUGCGCUCUACUGACGAGUGGAUUAAGUAUCCCUACGCAGGGAGCUCAAGAUACAGCAGCUGUUCAUGUGCUAGUGGUUAUUAUUACAACGCGUGUCAACCGUAUGAUGAAGACUGCAAUCAAUACCACAAAGUCCAUUACUGCUUCUACACAAAAGAUACAUCAAUCUCAAGUGUUAGUGUAUUCGGUUGAAAAUCUAAGGCAUUGUAU